This is a messenger RNA of Penicillium malachiteum, 687 nucleotides long. RefSeq lists its product as uncharacterized. The coding region runs from base 1 to 687 and encodes 228 amino acids. The record is from RefSeq and is a predicted model, not a curated record. Lineage: Eukaryota; Fungi; Ascomycota; Eurotiomycetes; Eurotiales; Aspergillaceae. The transcript is spliced from 4 exons.
AUGUUCGCAUUAAGGACAUUGAACUGCCAGGCCUUUAAGGUCCCCAGGCUGACACAUUUCCGCUAUGUUUCUACACUAGAAAGCAACCCUCAUAUCUAUGCUUUUCCCAGUGAUGGCCCAUCAGGAUCUCACAUCCUAUCACUGCUGCCAACUGAGCCUGUUAACUCAGACCUAGCAAUUGGAGUCACAUCGAAGCUACCACCUACAACAGAUUCACUGAGGGAGAACCCAAAGUUUCUGGGCAUUCUUCAAGAGGUCUUCUCCAAGCAUGCUCACGAGGAUCCUGAUGCGCAGUCCCAGGCACAAGUCAUGGUCUCAACUGCUGGUGCAAACUUGUACACUGGUGGUGUGCUUACUUCAACCAAUAACAGAAGAAGUAAACGACGCACCGACAUAGGUGAUUCCAGUGGUGGAGCUAGUGGACAAGGUGGUGCUGGAUCCGCUGGUCGAGGUGGCUGGAUUCAUAUUUCAGAUGCCAGGCGACCUCCUGAUUAUGGCCGAAUUGCAUGGCCAGAGGACAUCUUUGGUAGCCUCGAGGUAGAUGCAAAUGGCCAGUUCGUUGAUGGUCAUGGAAACUAUCAAUCUAGCGGCACCUAUCGAACUGUGACUCGUGAUGGGAUUCUCGGUUUGAGUCCUUUUCUCAGAGAGAAGCUUGUUCAGAGGCUGAAGGAACUCGAAAAGGAAUGA